Messenger RNA from Prunus persica (peach), 387 nucleotides. Its product is annotated as glycine-rich cell wall structural protein 2-like. The record is from RefSeq and is a predicted model, not a curated record. NCBI's taxonomy places the organism in Eukaryota, Viridiplantae, Streptophyta, Magnoliopsida, Rosales, Rosaceae. The transcript is spliced from 2 exons. The coding region runs from base 1 to 387 and encodes 128 amino acids.
AUGGAUGUUGACUUUUUGUGGAAUCCCAGGGAGUAUGGAUAUGAUACUGGUGAUGAUACUGGCAGUGCCGGUGGCGAUGGUGGUUUGUCGAUCAUGGUGGGGGAGGUAGUGGUGGAGGAAUUGGGGGUGGUAAUGGUAGUGGUUGUGGCGGUGGGUGUGAUGAUGGUGAUGAUGCUGGUAGUGACUAGCAGUGGUGGUGACACUGAGGGUAAUGGUGGGGCUGAUAGUGGGGAUGGUAGUUGGGGUGAAGAUGAGGGUAAGGGCGGUGGUGGCGGCGUUAGUGAUGGUGAUGGGGCUGGCGGUGGAGGUGACAGUGGGGGUGGUGUGGGGGGUAAAGGCGGUGGUGGCAGUGGCAGUGAUUGUGAUGGUGCUGGCGGUGGGUGGUGA